ACGGGUCCACCACGUGAUAAUCGACUGACUGUGUCGUCUCUCACGGAGCUGAGGCGGGGGAGCCGGAUCGAGGCGGCCUCGCCUCUCGCACACUGCAGCUCAUCUUUGCAUGUCCCUCCCGGUAUCAGGCAAUGCUGAGUUCUCUACUGACAGUGGCCCAGACCAGUGCUCCCAUGUACAAUGGAGGCAGCGGAUUAACGACGCAACCCCCUGAGAGAGUGGCCCCUCCCCCCUCACAGCAGGACGGCGGAAUGCUGGAGUUCGUGUUGUUUCUAGACAGAGAACUGAGUCGGUGGCUGUGCGUGAGCGCGCGUCCUCGGAGACCUGUGACGAAGCUGGCCUGUCUCUUACUGGAGUGGUCUGGCCACGGAGUCCUCUGGUUUGCCAUCUGUGGCCUUCUCUUCCUCCUCUACCUCCUCACCUCAGACCCAAGCCAUCUCAGCCUUGCUUGGAACGUGUUGGUGUUGUUGGGAGUCGACAUUGUGGCUGUAGCUCCACUGAAGCUGUAUUUCAAAAGAUCCAGACCUCCUACAAACUCUGGAACUAUUGCUCUCAGCGUUUCCUCCGUUGAUAAAUAUGCGUUCCCAUCAGGCCACGCCUCUCGAGCUGUAGCACUAGCUAUCUACUUCACCCUCAGCAGAUUCCUCCCACCGCUGGUCUGGGCUGGCUGGGCAGUCCUGGUGUGUCUCUCUCGUGUAGUGGGUGGCAGACAUCACCUGCUGGAUGUGUUGGUGGGUGCUGGAGCUGGUCUGGCAGUAUUCGAGACCUCUAGAUAUCUCGGCCUUCUGACUCUCUCUCUUUCUAGUCACCACUGACUCUUAUCUUUUUUUACAACAAAUCAUGAAAUUUUAAUGUAAUGCAGAUGAUGGGUGCCAAUGAAAACGACAAACAUCAAUUUUAUGAUCUCACGGA
This is a messenger RNA of Geodia barretti, 912 nucleotides long. The record is from the annotation of a GenBank genome assembly. NCBI's taxonomy places the organism in Eukaryota, Metazoa, Porifera, Demospongiae, Tetractinellida, Geodiidae.